Messenger RNA from Penicilliopsis zonata CBS 506.65, 512 nucleotides. RefSeq lists its product as hypothetical. NCBI's taxonomy places the organism in Eukaryota, Fungi, Ascomycota, Eurotiomycetes, Eurotiales, Aspergillaceae. Bases 65 to 235 code for a protein of 56 amino acids. The record is from RefSeq and is a predicted model, not a curated record. Gene Ontology annotation, biological process: translation. The transcript is spliced from 5 exons. Gene Ontology annotation, molecular function: zinc ion binding; structural constituent of ribosome. Gene Ontology annotation, cellular component: ribosome; cytosolic small ribosomal subunit.
CUCAACGCCCAGCGACACCGACCGUCAACACCGUCAACCCCAGGUUCCUCGCCUUCAAUUCAAGAUGACUCACGAGUCCGUGUGGUACAGCCGGCCCCGCAAGUUCGGAAAGGGAUCCCGUGGAUGCCGCGUUUGCACCCACCGCGCUGGUCUCAUCCGCAAGUACGGGAUGAACAUCUGCCGUCAGUGCUUCCGUGAGAAGUCCCAGGACAUCGGUUUCGUCAAGUACCGGUAAAUUUCUUUUUUACUACGACUCCUUUGUGUUGACGACUUCGUUACGUGCUCGGCGCCUGGCAUUAUCCAUGGGAGGAAAAAUGGACCGAAAAGAAUUUCGCUUAGGGGUUCCCCGGAGACAGCAAAGUUGAUAAGGUUGUGGGCGAUAUUUUCCAGGGUGUCGGCUUCCUUCAGAUGAUUCUAGGGAAAUAGAAAAACUCCUGGUUCUUCCUUUUUGUUCUUCCCAAGUUUUCCGAUCAGUUUCCGAGAUACAAUCCGAUUCCCGACUUUCGAACCGG